GUGGAAUUAUGUUUAUCUUGGCAUUUGCACAAUAUUAUAUUGUAAUAAAACUUACAGAGUAUCUAUAUUACUGUCCGUGGUAAAAUCGCGAUACGCUCUAAUCGUGCAUAAAACAUAAAUUUAUAUUUUAUUUCGUAGAUAAUAUACAUAGACCCACAAACGAGGUGUUCUACAUUAUCGGGUCUAUGCUAAUAAUGUUGACAACUGUACAUUUUACGAUUGACGGCCGACGAUUGAUGACGGGUGGUUUGUCAUACAGAUAUCGUAAUAUCUAAGGGCACGAUCGUGAACUUUGGGCACCACGCCAGCUACACCGUGAUAUGAUAAUUUCUUUGACGACGAGUGAUAACGUUGAUUACGCACACGUUUGCGAGAACGUACUCCACUACACUCUAGUGAAAGCCAACAAUGUCGUAAUUAUUGAAAUAAUUACAUCGAUUUAUAAUUUACCAAAACGAUGGAGUAUUAUACUUAAUGGUGUCGGAUUUUCAGCGUUCGGUUUAAACCUUCGGAGAUUAUGGUUGGUGAAGGUAGUUGUGCGUCCGCGGUUUUAACUUUUAACCCGUCAUAUUGGAUGAGACAGUCGCACGCCGCACGCCGUCUUUAAAACAACAUGAUAAAUUUAACAUUUUAACGUGACCACGUUUGAAAACAUUUCACGUUAUGAAAACUGUGCGUCCGAUUACUGUCUUUGGUCGUUUACGAGGUUAGAUAGUGUUUCGGGUAAUUUGAGUGACGGCCGUGUAGGUACCUCUACCUACCUAUUUAAUUAAAGAUCUAGUAUUUUGAUAGUAGUUUAAUACGGCCCGUUGUUUAUAGCAAGGUUACUCGUAGAGGUAUUAUUAAUUAUUAUUAUCAUUCAUGACGACGGUAAUUUGAUUGCUAAUAUGCGUUCUUUUUCAAGAUACGUUUCGUCUGAUCGCCAUGGUCGCCGAGCCAAAGGUACGGGACUGGUGUCCAGCCCUCGAGGUCAUGCCUUUGGAACGAACAGCCGUGGUUGUAUUAAACACAGACAUUGAAAAUCCACCAAAGUUGGUGCACCGCCUUUGGAACGAAUGUGAGUGUAUGAAUGUACUGAAUAUCAUACUGAAUGUAUGGUGAGCAAUUGGUGCCUAAAAUUGGUCUAAAAUGCCACUAGGCGCCUAAUAUUCAUUUUUCAAUCGUUCAGCCUGGCUUCGAGUGACUGUCGAUGGUGGUACAAACAAAUGGCACAGUUUUGUUAAACAAAAUGCGUUGGAAAAUCUCAAAUACCCAGACCUUAUUACUGGUGACUUAGAUUCUGCUGAUCCUGUUAUCGUUGAGCAGUUUGUAUCUGCAGGUUCACAAAUUGUUCACACACCAAAUCAGGAUGAGACAGACUUUACUAAAGCACUUUUGGAGAUCAAGAAUUAUUGUGCAAGUAAAAGAAAAAUAUAUACACUUUAGUUAAGCGUUUCAUUGUCCUAAUUCUGUGAGUUUUUAUUUUGUUUAGGUAGUCAUAAAUCAAUAGAUUCUGUAAUCGUCAUGGUUAACAUGUUCCACAGAGUCGACCAUUUCUUGUCAAAUAUAAAUACUCUAUAUAAAUUUAAGUCUAGCGACUAUUAUUUUGACGGUGACAUAUAUCUGAUGGGAAGAAAUUCGUUGACUUGGUUGCUUCAAGCUGGUAUGCAUCGCAUCCACGUGCCCCUAUCGCUCAGAUUGUAUCCUCAGAAGAACUUCAUAGGUCUUUUCCCGAUCGGUUCAGCCUGUAAUGAAUGUACAACUACAGGUCUCAAGUGGAAUAUAAGUAAGUUUGAUUGUGGUUUUUCUUUGCAUUAGUAUAUUUUUAGUGUUAAUUACUUAACCAUUUAUUUACAUUCUUAUUUUUAUAAGAACCACUUUUAAAUUUAAUUGAAAUUGAAUUUGAAUAAUUUUGAGAUUAUUGACUUUUAUUUGUUCAAAAAGAUCAUUUAAAUAUCAGGUAAGAAGCACCCUCUUAAAUCUCAAUAUAUUAUAAUAUGUUUAUUAUUAGUAUUAUAAAAUGUGGAAUGCAUAUAUAACACAACAUAUGUAAUCUAUACAUAUUUAUAUGCUCUAAAAAACCCUUAAAAUACUUUCUUAAUUUUCUAUUAAAAACUAGUAAAAUAUGAUUUCAUGUACAUUUUAUUUUGUGAAAUGGGUCACUCUAUUAUUUAAUUAUCUAAGUAUAGUCUUUCUAUCGUAAUAAAUGGGUUUAAUAUUGUUCUUUGUACCUAAAAAUUCAUGUUAUAUUAUAUUAUAUUUAUUCAUAUAAUAGGAGUGUUUUGAGCAACCUGGUUACUAAUUUAGUGAACAAACUGUUUUGCCGACAAAAUUUACUGUAAUUGUUUGAUAGGCGAAUGCACUUUUUGACUACUGGGUUGUUGGAAUCAGCAAACAAUUGAAAGUUACGUUUACUGUUUUCAGUUAUUAAUAAUUUACUGAUAAGGACUAUCAUUCAAUUUUAUAUAACAAAAAAUAUUAUACAGUAAACAAAACGUUUUGGCAAGUAACUGACAAAGUAGCAAAUAAUGCAGUAAACUGUUUACUGAAAAUUAUAUCGCCAAAACACUUCUAAAGUAGGUACAAACCAUUGAAAUAGUUGAAUAAUAAAUCUCAAUAUUUUAUACAAGUUAUUGAAAGAUUAACAUAAUUUUUUUUUUAAGACAAAAAAUAUACUUUUUUGAUAGCUAAUAUAUUAUAAAAUAUGAAAAAUAGGCUAAAUUUCUUUAAACCGAAAAAUAUACAAAUUAAAACAUUGUUUCUUAUAAAUUAUAUAAUCCACAAACCAUUCACAUUUGUUAGCCCCUUUGGCCUGCUCAAAUUGAAUAAAUAUAUUAUAUGAAAACCUAAAGAAAACCUAAAUAUCCACUAUCUUAUUAUUAUAAUAUAUAUUUACUGUGGAUAUUGUUAGUUUUUUAUAUUAAAUUAUAUACGUAUAAAAAAAUUUUAUUUUAUUUUAUAUAUUAAUGCCUGAUGGCAAUUAUAAGUAAUAUAUAUAUUAUCAUUAAUUGUUUGAUUAUUAAAAUAUUACAGCUAUCUAAUUGCAGAUGAUUUUUUAGUGUGACUAUUAAAAUAGUGAAUUAAAGUAAUCAUCUUUUCCUAGUGAUAAUUGGCAAAAGAUUGGUUUAAUAAUAUCUCAUUAAAUUAUAUUUAAUAUCUAAAUAGCUAAAGUUUGACUUGUUCUUUUAUUAUCCCAUAAAAAACAAUUUAUCAAUCUAUUAAAAUUUUAUUAUGGUAAUAAUCCAGUUUGAAAGACAGUCAAUUUAAAUACAUUAUAUAUUUUUACAUAAAUGUAUUGAUAUGUUCUAUUUUCAUUUAAAUUUUAUGACUAACUAUCCCAUAUGACUUUUUCGUGCACAGUAUUUACCAAAAACUAAAUAAAAAUUUGUUUCUCUAUCCCACAAACUGAUAUUUACUUUUAUUAAAAUAGAUCAAAGGUUCCCUAAACUGUUUAACCCAUAGUUCAUGUCGUCAGUUUCUUGCCAAAACUUGGCACCAAAAAAUUUUACUAUUUUGUGAUAAUGAUGCUAUCUAGUGUAAAAUAUUAUUUUCUAACAAUUUACAAGAGAUGUAUUAAGUGAAUUUCCCACUCUAACCUAACCUAAACUUACAGUUUCUUAUUUUCACCAACGGAUAAAGACGUAGAUAUAAAGAGCUAAUAGUCAUUAAUGGUUUAGUGAGUUUUACAUAAACAGGAAUUAUAAUAUAUUGAGAGCCGAAAUUCAGUAUCGGUGAAAAAAAAAAUUCAAAAUUACCAAAUAACUAUAAUAAAUUUGUUGAAAUCCAUAGAUUUACAGAAAUACUUGGAACAUGUUAAUGGAGUUUGUUACGAGGAUUCAAAUUAUAUUGAUAAUAUGAAUAUUAUUAAUAUUAUUAUUACUAAUCUAUUUGUACACAUUCAUCGGAUUCUUGCCAAAACUCUGUAAUGGAAAAAUAGCAAUUGAUUAGAAAAAGAUUUUAAAAAUUUGAUUUUUGGUCUCAACCCUACGAAAUCCUUAAUUUUUAAGAUAUUUACAUAAUUUUUCUUUUUAAUGAAUUCGGCUUAUAUUACUGCAUUAAAAUAUUAGAUUUUUGUUGAAUUGUUUAAUGCAACACAAUUUUUUCCAUCAGUAUAUUGUAUGUAAAUAGUUUAGCCGUUUUCUGGACAAUUACUAUUUUUCUGUUACCGAAUUUUGGCAAGAAGCCAAUGAUGUACUAAUUUUUUCUAUUUUUUGUAGACUCUCUAACAAUGGAUUUUUGCAAAUUCAUAAACUUGGAUAGUUUACUGUGGAAUGAAAAAUUAUAAAAUUUAAAAUAUAUAUAUAUAUUUAGUUGUGUCGUAAUUCCUGUCUCUAUUUAUCAAUUGUUCUAUAAAUAUUUUACGAUAACGCUAAUGACUUUAUUUUCAAUUAUAAUUUUACCUAGUGAUCAUUUCUACUAUUUCUGAUUAGUACAGUUUUUAUGUCACGCAGUAAACAUGGAAAGGGACAUUAAAGAAAAUGAUAUUUCUGUGAUCGCGUUUUUCAAGUAAUAAAUCCCCAUUAGAGAAUUUUAACUUAUUUAAACCACUGAAAAUAACUCAGAAAUUUGUUUAUCGGAUUGUUAAACAGUUCAACAAGAUGAAUACUGUAGAUGACAGACCAUGAACUGAACGACCACGUAAAACAUGAACCAAAGCAGCUGUCAAAGCUGUCGAGCAGAGUAUCCAUAGAAAUCCAUUCCGCAAGCAAAAAAUCAUAGUCUGAGAAAUAAAAAUCCCACCAAUAACCAUGUCACGUAUUAUUAAAGAAGACCUUAGCCUUAGUGCACAUCGAAGGAGUAUCGGUCUUGAACAGAAAAUUUAUAUUAAAUUAGAGUGACAAGAGCAAAAAAUUUACUUCAGUAGUAUGCAGAAAAUGGCCACCGACAAAUUGUCUUUGCAGAUAAAUAAAUUUUUACUGUAGAAGAAAAAUUUAACAGACAAAAUGAUACAGUUAAUGCUCACAGAUCUUAAGAAGGUGCUGAAAAUAUGCACUGGAUCUUUCAGCAAGAUUCAGCACCUGCACAUAAGGCAAAAACAACACAACAUUGGAUGGAGGAAAAUAUACCAGAGUUCAUUGCUGCUCAUGAUUGGACCUCAGGAAAUCCAAACCUCAAUCCUUUGGAUUACCGGUUGUAGAGUAUUUUAGAGGGAAAGGCCUGCUCUAAACCCUAUCAAAAUAUUAAAUCAUUAAAAGUUGAUUUGGUGAAAGCAGCAGCCUCACUACUGUUAAAACUGGUGCAUACUGUGUAGAUGAAUUCAGAUUGUUUAAAAAAGUAUGUAAAGGCGAAAGGUGGAUAUUUUGAACAAUAUUAGUAUGUUAGAUUCUGAGUGGAGCAAAGGAGCUUAUAGUUUUAUAAAGAUGUUUAUUUUUUUUUUAUCUCUGUGCAACUUUUCUACCAUAACGCCUGCUCAGAUUUUUAUGUGUAGCACCUUUUCUGAGAGAAAUAGGUGUAGAGAGGUACUUUAGGGAGGUCAUUUUUUGAUUUUCUCAGGAGUUUCUCAUCAAACUUGAAAAACCGAAAAAAAUACAGGAAAAAUGAGAAAAUCGGUACAACAUUAAACAAAUAUUAUUAAAGAAAAUAUAUAAAGCCUAUUUAAUUAUUUUACUUUUAAAUGACAUAUAUUGUUGACAAAGCAUCACUAUCAACUGAAUUCCGCUCAGAAUGGUUUUUUUGUAAACAAUGGUUUAUUUUUUUAUUUUUAGUUAUUAUGUUCAUAAAGAAUAAAUUAAAUCAGGUUUAUUUGUAUUUACUUAUUUUGUUAAUUUUAUAUAUACCACUGAAUAAGGGAUAGAACUUAUGACAUAACUAGAUAUUUAUUUUGUUUAUAUUCAUACCUUUUUAAAUUCAAUUUUAAUUAUUUAAUUAACCUACCUAUGUUAAUAUAUAUAGUUUAUUUAUUACAUUUUUGUAGACCUUUUGCAGAUCAGAACUCCUAGGGUAAUAUACCACUUUGGGAACUUCUGAUCUAGAUUAUAACUCAUACUAAAAUAGAUCAAAAUAUAUCUAUUAAAGGAUUAUUUAAAAACCAAUGUGUUUUAUUUCAGAUGGAAAAAUUAUGGAAAUGGGAGGACUUAUCAGUAGCAGUAAUACAUUUAAUGGGGACCCAUUUGUCACAAUUACCAACAGUUCCUCUUUAUUAUGGACUAUGACACUGGGUUAUGAAGAAAGUUUUUAAACAUCUUGUUUAAAUUUUUAUAUUUUAUUCCAAAAUAAAUUUCCUUCUCCUAUUAAUACUCGAAAAAGAUCUUUAUUGAAAUUUAAUUUUAAUAUAACCCCAUUGUUAGAAUUUUGUUGGUAGUCAGUGAUAUAUAUCACUACAAAUAAUUUUUUUUAUAUAUACACAGAUUGAUUAUUUUUUUUUAUCAUUGAACAUUCAUUAUUUCUCAAAAUAUGAACUAAGUAAGUUUAGUACUAACUUAAUACUAAACAAAAUUGUUUGAUAAUUUAAGAAACAAGCAGAUCUAAAAUGAUAAAUUGCCAUUAUUUUUUGUUAUAUUUAUUUUUGGGGAAGAAACCUACUUUAGAUUUUAAAAUGGUAACCUAGAUUACUUAGUGUCAUAAAUUGAUAGAGUAUUAGUUAAAUAAAUUUUGGUGUUGACAUUUUUGAUUUAUGAAAUAUUCUACUUCUAAGUAGGGGAAUGUAAUGGAGUACUAUUCAAAUUCUGCACACUGUGCUACCAUACAAAUGAUACCCUCCCUUCCCCCCAUUUAAACUUAAAUUUGGAAUAUCUCAUGAAUGGGUUGACAGAAAUCACAAUGUAUUUAAACUGUUGCUCUAUCAAUUUAUGGAAUUUUUAAUGUAGCUUACUUACCAUUUGAAAAUCAAAAUUUAUCUCCAAAAAUAAGGGUGAAAAAAAAUAGUAUAACAUUUUAGAACUGCUUGUUUCUUAAAUUGUCAAACAAAUUUUUUUUGAACCAAGUAAUUACUUCGUAAAAUAACGAGUGUUUAACGACAAUAGAAUCACCUUGUAUAUAUAUUAUGUGUUAUAUGUUAGAGUUUAUGUAAAUAUAUUUUUGUUGUUUUUAAAGAAUUAUUUUAUUGCAUAAUAUUAUAAUAGUAAUUCCUAAUUCAUUGUUGUCAAUGUUUAAUACGUUUAAAAACAAAAACAUUCAUCGGCUAACGAUUCAAUAUAACUUUGUAUUUUCUUUACAUCAAUGUCGUUAAAUAUUAUUAAUAAAUCACAGUAUAAAAAUUUCUAUAAAAACUAUAAAUGAGCUCGUACGUAUUAUUACUAUAAUAGUGAAUUUAACAAGUGAUAAGUAAAAAAUAACAUUAAAAAUAAUAUCUGUAAAAUAAAAAAAAGUAUCAAAUGUAAUAAUAAUAAAAGAUUAAAACAUAAUAAUUAUUUUUUUGUUAUGUUUAACAUUUGGCAGAUCUGAACUGUAGCAUAGAAAUCAGAUUCAAAGCCUUUUUGACACUUGGAGCCGAUGAACCAUGUAGGUCGCAAAGAUGGUAACACCAUGACUUUCUUGUCUAAUUUAUGAGUUUUAUACUUUCUUUUUAGUGUGUUCAUCAUAAACUUGAAUUCUAUGACAGCAUUAGGAAUGCUAAUAAUAUACUGA
Cinara cedri is the source of this 7545-nucleotide messenger RNA. NCBI's taxonomy places the organism in Eukaryota, Metazoa, Arthropoda, Insecta, Hemiptera, Aphididae. The record is from the annotation of a GenBank genome assembly.